AUGCGCGAGGUCAACUUCAGCAUCCCGAAUUCGAACAAGGCCUCUGUCGGCAUCACCACUGCCCUCUAUGACCGCCGGGCGCUCGACUGCACUUCCACCCUUCCUCUGAUCAACUCGCUCAACCACCUCGCCUACCUUACUACCUCCUCGGCCCGCAUCCGUGACAUUCUCACCGUCGAUGGAGGUGUCGAGCGCUUGGUUUGCAUCCUGAAAGAGGGGAGGAGCAAGGACAUGAUGGACAUCUGGAAGUGGAACCUCGCUUUCCAGUGCGUCGUCAACAUUGGUGUCCGAGGCUCUGAGGCCGUGAGGACGAGGGUGGUGGAGGCCGACAUGGUCCCCGUAAUUGCUACCGUUCUGGACAAUUACAUCCGUGUCAUCGACAAGUGUCGGGAGAAGGCCGAAGCCGAGUACAAACGCAGCAAUCCCCGCUUUGGUAUGUCAGGGAGGCACUACAGCAGGGCCGGAGACCCUCUGAAUCCUGGUCUCGGCCACCGCUCGGAGCGCGCGCGUCGUCAUGCUCCUCCCCCGAUCGAAAUCCCGCAGCCUGUACCCUUUCCCCAGCAGAUGGAGGCACAGGCUGCGGAUGCGGCCCCGCAGCAGCCCUUCGCCAUAAGCUCUCCCCCGGAGCGCACCACCUUCUCGCGGUCACACCACCAUCACCACCACCAUCGCAACGAGAACCGGACCCACAACCUCGCACCUAGGAGCGGCUCGAGCCGCCAGCACGCUACUCAAACGCUCCACACUGGUGUCUCUAACUUAGAUACCCAGGAAUCCUUUGGUCUCCGCCCUGUUAGAGAUGCUGAUCGCCUUCCUUCAAUGCUUCCUUCAUUGCAGCGUGAAAUGACUUCACAGCCCGAAUCGCCCACUACACCCAACGCCGUUGCCCAGCCGGGGUCAUCUAGGUCCGAGAUUGCCGCCGCGAGAAACCGUAGGAGACCCUCGAUUCGCCAUCAAGUGUCGACCUCGGGCGACUCGGACAACGAUGGCCAGGUCGAGGAGAUUGUUGCUGAGGACUCUGCAGCAGCAGGAUCCGCUGGCGAGCCCAUCGUCGGCAUCCAGAACGAAAUAAACAUGCAGGAUAUUGUUGAUAACGAGGAGAUGCUCGACGCGGGUGCGACGCCCGUUGGCCUCACGGCACAGGCUUCUGAAGCCACUGAUGCCGAGACGUUUAAUAUUACUCAUCGAUCAGCCAUCGAUGGCAGUAUUCUCAACCCGGCAGCAACUCAAGCGGCAGGUCCGUUGGGUUUCUCGCCUGUACAGCCUGCCAUCACUGUAGCAAACGCAACCCCUCCCACAGGCAUGCAGGCCAACUGGUAUCCGCGCUCGGUUCAGGACCGCAAUGCGACUGCUGGUGUGCUUGCUGCCAUGCCCAGGGACGAGGACGUGCUCAUGUCCCUUCAGCUUCUAGCAUACGUUUCCAAGUACUGCAACCUCCGCUCGUACUUCCAGAAGUCGCACCUGGUGCCCAAGCUCCGGAUCGGCAAGGAGCUAAACCUCCUCGAUGGCGAUGGCUCGGUGCCGAUGGCGGAGGAGGAGGAAGAAUGCGAAGAGGAGUAUUUGCUACCCGACGAUUUUAACAUCUUCCCCCUGGUGGAGAAGUUCACCGUCCGUCAUCAUUCCCAGGAUAUGCAAUACUGGGCGGGCGUGGUAAUGCGCAACCUUUGCCGCAAGGACGAUUCCCGCGGUGGCAUCCGGCAAUGCGCUUACUACCAGUGCGGCAAGUGGGAGGAGUACACGCGCCAGUUUGCCAAGUGCCGCCGCUGCCGUCGCACCAAGUACUGCAGCAAGGAGUGCCAGAAGAGCGCGUGGGUUUAUCACCGGCAUUGGUGCGUCGCCGCGCAGCAAUAA
Molecule: messenger RNA, 1851 nt
Organism: Lasiodiplodia theobromae
Lineage: Eukaryota; Fungi; Ascomycota; Dothideomycetes; Botryosphaeriales; Botryosphaeriaceae
Product: Zinc finger MYND-type protein
Exons: 1
Coding region: 1-1851 (616 amino acids)
Biological process (GO): ubiquitin-dependent protein catabolic process; establishment or maintenance of cell polarity
Cellular component (GO): MUB1-RAD6-UBR2 ubiquitin ligase complex
Source: RefSeq, a predicted model, not a curated record